GCGGAAUAUAAAUCGAGCUGAGGAAGAUCCAGCCUCCCUUCACUGAGGUGGAGACUCCUUGCACAGCCUCUUGGAAGCAGCCACUGGACAGCAGGUUAUGCCACCCCUAAGGUUUGUGGUGAAGACGGCAGUGAAGGAGAAAGGCUGAUUGGACAUUGCCCUGUGUCGUCACAGUGACCAUGGCAACCAAUGGGAGCAAGGAGCUGGCAAAUGUCCCCACGUGCUCACACACGCAGGUGGAAGAUGAGGCUGAAAAGUCAGCAGCGGAGGCAGACGAGGAGGCAGAGGAAGAGGAGGAGGAGGAGGAAGAGCUGGACAAGCUGUUGGCAGUGGAGUGCCUGAGAGAUCUGCUGAGUGACCGACCUCCGCAAGAACCUGAGAGGACCUACAGUGAGAAGGACUUUGAAUAUCACCGGCGCACCUCCCUUCAUAUCCACCACCCACUCUCCUCCCACUUGCCGCUGCACAUGUGCUUCAGGAGGAAGGUUCUUCACUCAGAGCGGAAGAGGAAGAAAAAGAGGAAGAAGAAAAAGACGUCGGUGCCGCCGUCGGAGGAGACGCCCACCAUCCAAGAGGUGGAUGAGGAGGAAGACGAGGAGGUCUCAGAGGUGGAGGUACAGGACAAGGAGCUGUCGGCAAGUGAGGAGGCACACGACCCACCACAGUUCCUCAUUACUUCUCGUGACUCGAUGGAGAGCCUGCUGAUGGAGGAGCAGAUCCUGCAGCCCUGUGAACCACUCUCAGAGUCAACAUCAAUGCUGGCAGAAAGUUGUAUGGGACCUUCCCCGGAUUCCCCGGACAUCUCUCCAAACAGCCACGGAAAGUGGAAGUCAGUGCACCGGGUGGCAGGUGCCCAGAGGACGAGCUACAACCUGCAGGAGCGGGUCUGUAUCGGGAGCAUGACCUCACUGGGGACUGCCGUGUACCAAAAGGUGCCGACAGACGAGGCUGAGGCUCAGAUGUUAGCCACCGUUGACCUGGACGACAUGAAAAGCCACAGGUUUGAGGACAACCCUGGAGUUCGUCGGCAUCUGGUCAAGAAACCUUCAAGAGGGCAAAUGAGUAAAAAGGGUAGCAAGAUGCCAGUGCCCAGUGUGAAGAAGAUUCAGCAAGACCGGAAGCCCCACGAGGUCUUUGUCGAGCUGAACGAGCUGGUAGUGGGCAAGAACAAUGAGAUGACCUGGCAGGAGACAGCACGGUGGAUCAAGUUCGAGGAGGACGUGGAGUCAGAGACAGACCGGUGGGGGAAGCCGCACGUGGCCUCAUUGACCUUCCGGAGUCUACUGGAGCUGAGGAAGACCAUCGCUCAAGGGGCAGUGCUGUUGGACCUGGAGCAGAAGACUUUACCUGGAAUUGCUCAUCUCGUGGUGGAAACCAUGGUCAUCACGGACCAGAUCAAAGCCGAGGACAGAACUAACGUACUGAAAGCCUUACUGGUCAAACACAGCCACCCGAAUGAUGAAAAGGAGGGAAGUUUCUUCCCUCGGUCUGGAAAUUCUAACACGUCCUCUGUCCUGACUGGCUACCAAGUUCACCAAGAGGACAAUCUCUUCAAAGACCCCUUCGUCACCGUGCCGCUUAUGGGAGAGGAGUAUGACAAGACUCAGGACCCCAAAAACAUGGAGGCCGACACACAGAAGAACCUGAAGCGUCCACUGCACAACAGCGAGAAGCACAAAACCAAGUCGGAAAUGAAACUGCUGAAACAGAUUCCAGAGAAUGCAGAGGCCACAGUUGUCCUCGUUGGGACUCUGGCCUUCCUGGAGCAGCCCACCAUGGCCUUUGUUCGUCUCAGUGAAAGUGUGUUACUGGAGUCGGUUUUAGAAGUCUCUGUCCCUGUUCGUUUCAUCUUUGUCCUACUAGGACCGGCCCAGUCCAGCAUGGACUACCAUGAGAUUGGACGCAGCAUCUCCACCCUGAUGUCUGACAAGGACUUCCAUGAAGCUGCCUACAUGGCUGAUGACCGUCAGGAUCUCCUGAAUGCCAUUAACGAGUUUCUGGACUGCAGCAUUGUCAUCCCACCACUUGAGCUGGAAGGCAAGGACCUCCUCCGGUCUGUUACUGCCUUUCAGAAGGAGAUGCUGAGAAAGAGGAAAGCGAGAGAGCACAAGAAGUCGAUAAAGAAGGAGGAAUCGCUGUUGAACAUUAAAGAAGCAUGCGAAGAUGUGAAGGAGGAAGAAGUUGAGGACGACCCGCUGAAGAGGACGAACCGGCUAUUUGGAGGCCUGAUCCGGGACAUCAGGCGGAGGUAUCCCAAGUACCUGAGUGACGUCCGGGAUGCCUUCAACUGUCAGUGCCUGGCCGCUGUCAUCUUCAUCUACUUUGCUGCCCUGUCUCCUGCCAUCACCUUCGGGGGGCUGCUCGGUACAAAGACAGAGGGUCUGAUCGGGGUGUCGGAGUUGAUCGUCUCAACGUCAGCAAUGGGCAUCUUCUUCUCCCUGUUCGGAGCUCAGCCACUUCUGGUGAUUGGCUUCACGGGUCCGCUGCUGGUGUUUGAGGAAGCGUUUUACAAUUUUAGCAAGAACCGGAACAUCGACUAUCUCACUGGCCGCGUAUGGAUUGGGUUUUGGCUCAUGUUCAUUGUGCUCAUCGCAGUGGCCUUUGAGGGCAGUUUGCUGGUUCGAUACAUCUCCCCCUUCACCCAGGAGGUCUUUGCCUUCCUCAUCUCUGCCAUCUUCAUCUAUGAGACCCUGAAAAAUCUCAGCAUGGUCUUCUCAGAACAUCCACUUCUCAAGACCUACCCUCCUGACACAGAGACAAAGGCCAACUAUACGAAGGAUAUGAUGGUGCAGAUGCAACCCAACACAGCCCUCCUAUCUCUGGUCCUGAUGGUCGGCACCUUCUUCAUCGCCUACUUCCUGAGGAAGUUCAGGAACAGCCGUUUUCUCGGGGGAAGUGUGCGACGGGUUAUUGGAGACUUUGGAAUUCCCAUUGCCAUCUUGCUGAUGUUAAUUGUGGACAUCUCAGUCACUGACACCUACACUGAGAAGCUGAACGUGCCUCUGCACUUCUCGGUUACCUCUCCCAGCAAGCGGAGCUGGUUCAUUCACCCCCUAGGCAAGGACAACAGCUUCCCUCUGUGGAUGAUCUUUGGCUCAGUGAUUCCUGCCCUGCUUCUCUUCAUCCUCAUCUUCAUGGAGACCAAUAUCACCACGCUUAUUGUCAGCAAGAAGGAAAGGCGCCUGGUUAAAGGCUCCGGAUUCCACCUGGACCUGCUCCUCAUCGGCGUGGGGGGCGGUGUCUGUGGCAUCUUCGGUCUUCCCUGGCAGACGGCAGCCACUGUACGCAGCAUCGCCCACGUCAAUGCCCUGACUGUCAUGAGCAAGAGCAUUGCUCCAGGAGAGAAGAUCAAGAUCAAGGAGGUGAAAGAGCAGCGGAUCACUGGGAUGCUGGUGGCACUACUCGUGGGACUGUCGGUGGUCAUGGGCACUGUGCUACGGAUGAUCCCCAUGGCAGUUCUGUUUGGGAUCUUCCUGUACAUGGGGCUGACAUCGCUGACGGGAACCCAGCUGUAUGAGCGACUGCUGCUGAUGUUUAUCCCGGCCAAGUUCCACCCGGACCACGUCUACGUCACCAAGGUGAGGACUCGGAGAAUGCACCUCUUCACCAGUAUCCAGAUAGUUUGCAUCAUCAUCCUCUGGGUCAUCAAGUCCACCAUUAUCUCCUUGGCCUUCCCAUUUUUCCUCAUCUUGACUGUGCCCACACGCCGCUACCUACUUCCGAAGAUAUUCCAAGAACGAGAAUUGCUGGCGCUGGAUUCUGACGAGACACAUCCAAACUUCGACGAGGAUGGACACGAUGAGUACAGCGAGAUGCACAUGCCCCUGUGAGGGGGAAGCUGAGGUGGUCCUCACUCUUCUUCCUCUGCAGUCCCAUCCGCCUUCUGCUCUCUACCUCCUCCUCCUGGCCUGCAAGCAGCACCCUCCCUGCGCAAGGCGAUGGGGACAGUCCUGCCGUUAGGUCCCUCCUACUCCUUCAAACCAGCACACCAGAGCUGGGCAGGAGGAGAGCUGCCCUGUGAGAGGCAACAGGAGAUCCCUCUGCAAGAAGGGAGACGGACAAAGAUCUCAAGACCAAGAUGGCUACCAGCUGUAUUUUCCUACUGUAUCCUACUGUGCUGUUUUAUAUUAGAUGUUAACUAAACAAAGUAGACAAUUCCCCACAUGCAAACUUUACUUACUAUAAAGAUAUAACUGAGUGUCUUAUAACAAACUGGUAGAUUGUCGCUUCUCAGGCGAUGUGACCCUGAACUUGAGAGUUGAACAUGGGGAAGCUUUCUCUGCAGCAUGUUUACAGUGAGGUUUAUACCUCACCUGCGUCUGUUGACAAGGGUAACUUCAUAGUUAUUGCACCUUUAACACCAUAAAGAUCGACCCGUGUUCUACUCAAGAAAAAAGACAAUUCAACGCAAACCUCGGUUAAACAGAGACUCGGUAAAAGGGGGUGACUUUUAAGUUAAGAGUUUAAGGAUGGGAAGGAGGUUAGGGAGGUGCUGGGGUGUCUGGAACCAGAGGGCACAGCCUCAGAGUACAAAGGCGUACUUCUAGAAAAGAGAUGAGGAGAAAUGUCACAGUUGGACAGCACGGCGUUGAGAGUUGGAUAGGUGAAAGGGUGAUGGGGUGGCAUGGAAGCAUAAUGUUAUGACAGCGUCAGUGACCCAGGUUCAAUUCCUGCCGCUGUCUGUAAAUAGUUUAUACAUCUUCCCCACGUGGGUUUCCUCUGGGUCCUCUGGCUCCCUCCCACAUUCCAAAGACGUAUGGGUAAGUAGGUCAAUUGGUCAUUUGGGUAACACGGGCUCACUGGGGCCGGAAGAGCCUGUAACUUGUGCUGUAUCUAUAAAUGAAUGAAUAAACAAACAAAUAUGGUGAAGACAGUGAAGUUUUGGAAGCACUGAUAGGAGGAGGAAGCUGGGAAAGUGAACUUUGGUGCCCUCCUUUAUGAAGUAUAUUGAGGUUAGGUACCUGGAUAAUGUUGGGAAACAGACAUUGAGACCAGUUGCCACAUCUCUCCCCUGCUUGUCCGUGGGUCUCUGUUUCUCCAGAGAGAUGCAACACUGAGAUUUCUUUGCUGGGCUUGUGGAGAUGCUGACUUCCUACCAUGAAUCUUUAACCAUCCACCACAACUCUGGUUCAGGGUGCUGAGAGACAUUAGCUCUCAACCCAAUUAUUCUUCCACAGGAUUGGAGUAAGCAGGAUCGGCCUUCACACCGGCAUUUCUAACCCACUCAGGGUCCUAAGCCUCCCAGCUCUCCGCUCGGAAAAGAUUAAUGAGAUUAGCUGAAUUUGUCAAAUGUAUAUCAAAACUUUGAAGCAUGCAGUGAAACGCAUCAACAGCAAACUCAGUCUGAGGAUUGUGCGGAAGGCAGCCCGCAAGUAUCGCCAUGUUUCCAGUGCCAACACAGCGUGCCCACAACUUGCUAACUCUAAUCCAUACAUUCUUAGAAUGAGGAAGGAACCUGGAGCAUCAAGAAAGCCACAAGGUCACAAAAAGAACAUACUAACUGACAGUGGUGGAAUUGAAUCCGUAGAUUGUUACACUAACCAGUACGUUACCGUGCCACCCAAGUCCCCUAUGGCCCUCCGUUCUAGUCUCACCUACCAAUGGAAAUGACUUUCCUGCCUCUAUCCUAUCUAUGGCUUUCAGAAUUUUAUGUUUCUAUAUGAUCUCUGAUUCGUCUGAAUUCCGGUGGGUAUAGUUCCCAGCGACUCAGUCACAGGGAGAACAUACAAACUCCUUACAGACCACAGCAGGAAUCGAACCCCAAUCUUCCGUUUGCUAGUGCUGUAAAGCUUUAUGAUACCACUACACUACCACACUGCCCAUUAAGGGACAGAGAUUAAAAUAAAGUGGGAUUGAACUAUUGUGUGACAGGCCUGGUCUUGGCUGACUAUACCUCAUUCUUGUUCCUCUAAGCCAGCUCCUGGUCCAGGAAUACCCUGGCCAGGGAAUUCCCUUUUCCCAAUGUAUACCAGUUGACCCAGGAACCUCCAACUGCCCCUCAGUGCUGUUGGAACGUUUGAACUGAAGCUACUGACUACUGACUUCUCUGUCCUUCAGUAAGGUGACACUGGCUGUAGUACCUCGUCUCCAUUUCUCCACCAAUAUCCCCCAUUCCCACUACUCAGCAGUUACUGGUAUCAUCCACUUGCGUUGGCAGCAUGGAGGACAUCUUUAACAGGCCAUGCUGUUCAUAGAGUCAUUAAGUCAUAGUGUUACUAAAGAGAAACCAGCCCUUUGACCCAUCUAGUCCAUGUUCAACUGUUAUUCAGCCUAGGUCCAUUGGCCUGUGCUUGGACCAUGGUCCUCCAUACCCCUCCCAUCCAUGUACUUAUCCUAAUGUCUCUUAAAUGUUGCGAUUGAAUCCGUAUCCCUCACUUCCAUCGGCAGCUCAUUCCACCCUCACACCAUCCUCUAAAUGAAGUCAUUCCACUUAAAGCUCCACUUUCACCCUUACCUCUGACCUCCUGGUCUAAUCUACCCAACCUACUUGCACUUACCCUAGCUAUACUCCUGUAAUUCUGUAUACCUCUAUCAAAUCUCCCCUCAUUCUCCUGCACUCCAGCAAAUAAACUCCUAACCUAUUUAACUUACCCCUACAACUCAGGUUCUCAAGUCCCAGCAACAUUCUUGUAAUUUAUUUUCUGUACUUCUAUAAUGAGGCGACCAAAACUGAACACAAUACUCCAAGUGUGUUCUAACCGGGGUAUUUAGAUCUGCAACAUUACCUCGCACCUCUUGAACUCAAUUCCACAACUAUUCCAAACAUCUUCUUAACCAUCCUAUCAACCUGCGCGGCAACACUGAAGGGCCUAUAUACAUGGCCUCCAAAAUCUCUCUGUACCUCCAUACUUCUAAGAAUCGUGCUAUUAAUUUUGUACUCUGCCUUCAAAUUUUUCUUUGCAAACUGAAUCACUUCACAUUUUUCCGAGUUGAAGUCCACCUGCCACUUAGCUCAGCUCUACAUCCUAUCAGUGUCCCAUUAUAACCUCUAACAUCCCUCCGCUCUGUCCACAACCUUCAUGUCAUCUGCAUACUUAAUAACUCACCCUUCCACUUCCUCAUCCAAGUCAUUUGUAAAAAUUACAAAGACCAGAGGUCCCAAAACAGAUCUCUGAGGUGUCCGACCUCCUGGCAGAAUACAUUCCGUCUACAACCAUCCUCUGCCCUCUGUGGGCAACCUAAUUCCAAAUCCACACUAUCAAGUUUCCCUGGAUUCCUUACCACGUGACCAUCUGAAUGAAGCUACCAUGGCAAACCUUGACAAACACCUGACUAAAACCCAUAUUUAGAACAGAAAACAAGACUGGCCCUUCAGUCCAAAAUGUUGUGCUGACUUUUUAGUCUUCUCUAAGCUUAAUCUAACGCUUCCCUCCUAUACUGGUUUCCUCCCACAGUCCCACUGGUGAAUUUAUCAAAUGUAUCUGCCUUUACCAUUACCCCUGACAGGGUGUUCCACACACCCGCCACUCUCACCCAAAGUCAGGCUUGAACAAACAGAGUCCUUCGGAGUUGAUGUCAUUGAAGGUGACAUUUAAUGAAUUCACAGUGUUUUAUCUCGCUCCUUCAGCACUUCCUCCGUCAGUGCCACAGGCUGUCAAGGGCAGGUGUUGGGAUUGCCAACAAUCCCCAGCAACUUGAGGAAUUGUUGAGGAACUACAAGUCAGCUGAUCUUGGCCGUUGUGGAAUUGAACUCUGCAAAGCUGCAUGUAAGGCUCUGGGGGCUCAGGUCUCUGAUCAGGUGACAAAGAGGGGGAGAGGUGCAUGCCGCCACAUUACAAAACAAACUAGAGGAGGGCAGGCAGGUUUGGAGUUUCAAGGCCAAGUUUCUGGUGAGUGUAGCAAGCGUACCAGCAUUAGGGGCGGCACAGUAGUAUAGCAGAUAGCGUUAUGCACUAACAAUGCCAGUGACCCAGCCUCAAUUCCUGCCGCUGUCUGCAAGGAGCUUGUACUGUACGUCCACCCUGUGAGCAUGUGGGUUUCCACCAGGUGCUCUGCUAAAGGUGUACAGGUUAGUAGGUUAAUUGGUCACAUGGGUGUGAUUGGGUAGCACGGGCUUGUUGGGCCAGAAGGUCCUGUUACCGUGCAGUAUCUUUAAAUAAAAGAAAAUUCUGUAGUGCCUUCUACAGCCUCAGGUCAAUGCCCGACAUCCAAUGAUGUCCCUUUGUAGUGUAACCACUGCAGCUUUGGGCCCGUUAGCUGAGAAAGGAUGUGUUGUCAUUAGAGAGGGUCCAGAAGUUCAUGAGAAUGAGCCAUGGAAUGAAAGGGUUAAUGUGUGAGGGGUGUUUGAUGGCUCUUGGCCUGUACUCGCUGGAGUUUAGAAGAAUGAGGGAGAAAUCCCAUUCAAAUCUACCAAAUAUUGAAAGACCUCAAGAGAGUGAAUGUGGAAAGGAUGUUUUCAAAUAGUGGGAUUAGUCUAGGAAAUGGGCGCUGCCUCAGAGUAGAAGGACGUCCCUUUAGAACAGAAAUGAGGAAUUUCUUUAGCCAGAGGCUGGUGAAUCUGUGAAAUUCAUUGCCACAGAUGGCUGUGGAGGCUAAAUCAUUGGCUAUGUAUAUUUAAAACAGAGGUUGAUAGAUUCUUCAUCUGUGAGCGCUGAAAGGUUAUGGGGAGAAGGCAGGAGAAUGGGAUUGAGUGGAAUAAUAAAUCAACAGACUCGAUGGGUCCAAAUUCUGCUCCUAUGUCUUAUGAUCUUAUUUAUCCAAUUAGUUCAACACUGGAACCAUUUUGAUCAUUUACCUAGAUCCCUCAAGACUUUUUUUUAACAAGUCAUUGGGUAUGUUUAAAGCUGAGGUUGAUAGGUUCUUGAUUAGUAAGGGUGUCAAAGGUAAUGGAGAGAAAGCAGGAAAAUAGGAUUGAGUAGGAUAAUAAAUAAACCAAUAUGGAACAAUGGAGCAGACUCGAUGGGUCAAAUGGCCCAAUUCUGUUCUUAUGUGUUAUAGUCUUAUGGGCAUGGGAAACCUGACUGAUGCAUAGAAAGAGCGGGAUAAUCUGUGUUAGUGAGUGCAAACUCUUGGUAGCUCUCAGCAGAAGAUGCUGAUGUCAUGGGUAGUUUUACAUCCACUAGGGGGAGCUGAUGGGGGCUUUGGUUUAACGUUAAACCAGAAUGCAAAUCAGGUGUUGUUGGGUGGGUAAUCGUGGCAAAGUGAGGGACUGAAUGAGCCUCUCUGCUUGGAUUCCUACCCCCCCCCCCCCCCCCGCCCACAGACAGUGGGAAGAUAGUUCAGAAUCAAAAUCAAGUUCAUUACCACUAACAUAUGUCGUGGAACUUAUUUUGCGGCAGCAGUCCAGUACAUAAAAAAUUACUAUAAGUUACAAUAAGAAAUAUAAAAGAUAUAAAUAAGUAGUGCAAAAAACGAGGCAGUGUUUAUGGAUUCAUGGUCCAUUUAGAAAUCUGAUGUCAAAGGGAAAAAGAUGUUCCUGAAAUGUUGAAUGUGUGUCUUCAGGCCCUUGUACCUCCUCCGUGAUGGUAGUAAUAAGAAGGAGGCAUGUCCUGAGUGCUGAGGGUCCUUAGUGAUGGACACUGCAAAUUUUGAGGCAUUGCUUUUUGAAGAUGCCCUGGAUAGUGGGAGGCUAGUGCUCAUGAUGCAGCUGGCUGAGUUUGCAACACUCUACAGCUUUUUCCAGUUCUGUGCAUUGCAGUCUCCAUACCAGACAGUGAUGUAACUGGUCAGAAUGCACUCCACAGUCCAUCUGCAGAAAUUUGCUUAGAGUUUUUUGAUGACAUACUGUUCUAAAUCUCCUCAAACUCCAGCAACAGGAACUCCUCCUCUGAUCACUGCCUUAAACUAAUACACUUCUCGGGACUUUUGGCAGUCAAUCUGUGCAAGCCAGAGCUAAUGAAUUAUGUGCAUACCAAGAGUUUCUGUCUGAUAUUGAGUUUGAUAGAACAGCAUGGACUAAUACAGGUCCUUUGGCCCAGGAUAUUGUGCCGAUCUUAAACCCACUCCGCAAUCAAUCUAACGCUUCCCUCCUACAUAGCUUUCCAUUUUUAUUACAUCCAUGUGCCUGUCCAAAAGUCUCCUAAAUGUCCCUGAAGUAUCGGUUUCAGAGAACAUCUCAGAGUCACAUCUCAACCAGACUGGGCAAGGGUGGCAGACUCCCUGAGCCUGAAACCCAUCAUAAACACAAGACCCUGCAGAUGCAGGAACUCUUGAGAAACACACACAAAAUGCUGGAGGAAUUCAGCAGGUCAGACAUCAUCCAUAGAGGGGAAUAAACUGAUGACAUCUCAGGCCCAGAAAAAAUGCAGAAACCAUAAUAAUAAGUUGGGCAAGGAGAAAAGAAUAUAAACUGAUGGGUGAGAUGAGGUGAGGGAGAAGGUGGGUGGGUGAAGGGGAUGAAGUAAAAAGCUGGGAGAUGAUAGGUGAACGAGGUAGGGAGAAAUCCUACCUGACAAAUCUGUUGGAAUUCUUUGAGGAAAUAACGGGCAGAAUAGGAGAGUCAGUGGAUGUUGUUUACUUGGAUUUUCAGUAGGCCUUUGACAAAGUGCUGAACAUGAGGCUGCUUAACACGAUAAGAACCCUUGGUAUUACAGGAAAGAUAGCUGAUUGGCAAUAGGCAAAGAGUGGAAAUAAAGGGGCCUAUUUUGGUUCGCUGCCAUUUACAACUGGUGCUCUGCAGGGAUCGGUAUACGGACCACUUCUUUUCAUGUUAUACAUCGACAAUUUGGAUGUCAGACUUGAUGGUUUUGUGGCCAAGUUUGAAGACGAUACAAAGAUAUGUGGAGGGACAGGGAGCAGGGAAUUAUGCACUUUGGUAGAAGGAGUAAAGGCAUAGCAUUUGAUGGCUCUGUAUUUGUUAGAGUUUAGAAGAAUGAAGGACCUAGACAGAGUGGAUGUGGAGAGGAUGUUUCCUGUAGUGGACCAGAAGGCACAGCCUCAGGAUAGAGGGACAUCUAUUUAGAACAGCUAUAAGAAGCAAUUUCUUUAGCCAGAGGGUGGUGAAUCUGUGGAAUUCAUUGCCACGGUUGGCUGUGGAGACUAAGUCAAUGAGUAUAUUUAAAGCAGAGAUUAAUAGGUUUUUGGUCAGGGCGUCAAAGGUUAUGGGAAUAAGGAAGGAGAAUGGGGUUGAGGGGCAUAAUAAAUCAGCCAUAAUGGAAUGGGAGCAGACUCAAUGGGUCAAGUAGCCUAAUUCUGUGGCUCUGUCUUAUGGUAAAGGACUGCAGAGGGAAUCUGAUGGGAGAGAAGAGUGGACCGUAGCAGAAGGGGAAGGAGGGGUACCAGAGGAAGGUGAUGGGCCAGUGAGGAGAAGAGAAUGGAUAAGAGGAAACCAUAAUGCUGAAUGGGGGGAGAAAGAUUCUCCUGCAUAGUACUGCCUGAACUGCUGAGUCCCUCCAAUAUUUUGUGUAUAUUGUUCCCUGAAGUGCAUUUGUUUACCAGGACAAUUUUUACAACAACCUAAUUGUUAUAAAGACAUUUUUUUUAUCCAGUUAACUAAAUUCCCAAGCUGCCAUGUUUUAGAUUUGAACUCGUCUCCAGGCCUUGGAUGCAAGUCAAGUGUGACGGCUUCUAGUGACCUGUAACCGAUUAAGACUAGCAGCGGGCUUCAACGUCGAAUCGUUCUAAUCUGCACUUUCCAUUGUGUACAGCCAGAGAAGUUUUUUUUUACAACUGUUU
Messenger RNA from Hypanus sabinus (Atlantic stingray), 11613 nucleotides. RefSeq names its product anion exchange protein 3-like. The transcript has 23 exons. The coding region runs from base 180 to 3830 and encodes 1216 amino acids. Gene Ontology annotation, cellular component: plasma membrane. The record is from RefSeq and is a predicted model, not a curated record. NCBI's taxonomy places the organism in Eukaryota, Metazoa, Chordata, Chondrichthyes, Myliobatiformes, Dasyatidae. Gene Ontology annotation, biological process: regulation of intracellular pH; bicarbonate transport; monoatomic anion transport. Gene Ontology annotation, molecular function: solute:inorganic anion antiporter activity; monoatomic anion transmembrane transporter activity.